Diachasmimorpha longicaudata is the source of this 6208-nucleotide messenger RNA. It is a transcript of the gene qin, whose product is annotated as RING finger protein 17-like. Gene Ontology annotation, molecular function: zinc ion binding. NCBI's taxonomy places the organism in Eukaryota, Metazoa, Arthropoda, Insecta, Hymenoptera, Braconidae. The coding region runs from base 102 to 5222 and encodes 1706 amino acids. The transcript has 10 exons. The record is from RefSeq and is a predicted model, not a curated record.
CUCCCUCGUAGCAUCGUACCGGUAACCGGCUUACAGUCAACGUCAACAGUCGAUCGGUCGAGUGCUAGUAUUAUUUAAUGUGAUUAUUCGACGAUGUAACGAUGUCGUUACUAAAGAAAAAAUUCAGAACAACACUGAUGCCCCAUCCAAACCCACCUGACAAUAAUCAUGCGGCUCUCGAUAUCAAGAUGAAGAACAUUUGCUGCGUUUUCUGUAAAAAAACAUUUGUGAUCAAAGAUAAUGUUCGAUGCGGGCGAAGUGUGAUGCCAUUGAAUCGAUUUUGCGGACAUGUUGUUUGUAACACAUGUUCGAAAAUCAGGACCCACGAAGCCUGUCCUGUUUGCAAAGACACUCCACCCCUUCCUGGCUGCAAUCGUGAAAAUGAGCCAAUGCUCCACGUUUAUGUCAUGGGCUUGCUCAAUAUCAACAGGUCGAGGUUGAGCUACUGUGACGAUCCCAAGCUCAACUUCGAGAAGUCCCUGAGGUCAAAGGCUCAACAAAGUGCUGUCGCUGAAAGGUGCCAUGAAUGCGGAGAUGUAGCAAACGUCAAGUGUAUACCAUGUAAAUACACUUAUUGCAAGAUGUGCUUCACACAGUUACACGUAUUCAAAACGAACAAAGACCAUAUAAUGACUCCGCUAGAUUCAUGCCUAACCCAUUUGGUUGAUCUACCAAUUUUCUGCGACGAACACAUGAAUCAGAAGUUCACAUACUGGUGUGAAAACUGUGAAGAACCCUGUUGCCAUGAAUGCGGCUUUGAAAUUCAUCGAACUCACUCCACCAUUAAACUCAGGGAAAAGAAUCUCCAGAUCCUCGAGGAGUUCAAGAAAGCCUACGCCAACUUGGGAGACACCUUACUCUUCACGAGAGACUCCAAAAAGAGAGUCGCUGAGGCCCUGGAGGCACCUCAUGAGGCGAAGAGCAUAGCUAACGUUGAGGCAGAGAUCAACCAGCAUUUCGUGCAUCUUCAUGGUGUCCUUCAGAAUAUUGAGGAAAGAAUGAUUGAGACAAUUCGCGCACAGAUGCAUCAAAACGAGAAGAAUUUACACGAGGUGCAGAAUGCGCUUCAGGAAUGUGAGAAGCAACUCGAGGCUGGUGUUUUGGUGGCCACCUCAGUGCAACAACAUUUCAACCACGUGAAUCUACCCGAAAUCAUUAAAAAACUACUCUCUCUUGCACAGAGUCCAUGCCACUUUGUGCACAACCAAAAAACUCAUACAUCGGAGACCAUCAAAUUUCAAUCAAAUUUGCUGGACAUUGUCGCCUGCAUGGAGAGGCAUUGUCGCCUAGAGGUGGAGGCGAUACCCUCCUCAGUUCACCUUCUUCCCCGGAUAUAUGUUCCCGUUGAAUUCCUUCCAGACGUAUCCUCAGAUUUAGCCUCGAUUCCUGCCCUCUUCGAGAUGGACAACUUCCACGAGAAAAUAACCGCCCAGUCCUUCACCUCUCUAUCAUCCCUGACGUCCUCCGGCACACCUCCUCCAACCGAAACGGAGACAGUCUGUCCUGCACAGGCAUUGAGCCCCCUCUUUCCGGACAGCUUAAACCGAAUGCACUACUUCGAUGUCUACAUUACCCACAUCGACUCCCCCGCGUCCUUCUACAUUCGUUAUGCCUCGGAGGGGAGCAAAUGGAUAACUCUCCAGGAGAAACUGAAAUCCUACGAUGACUUCCCGAUACCCGACGAGAUAAAACUUCGAAAGAAUUAUGCUGUCAAGAGUGGAGGUAUUUGGCAAAGAGCCUCAGUCGUCGGAGUUACUGUCGAUCUCGAAAACAAUGUGAAGACCUACGACGUACAAUUCAUCGAUCUUGGACCGCGAGAAAAAGGUGUUCUUCACGAGAACAUCAGAGAACUCGAAGAGUCCCUCAGAACAAUCGAUCCACUAGCCAAAAAUCGAUCUCUCUAUGACAUCAAACCCAAGGGCAAGGUCAACUGGGAGCCAGCAGCUCGUGAGGCCAUGUUGGAGGUGAUUAAGUUUGCAGAAGGGGAGAGUCUGACCAUGAGAACGUACGAGGAAAGCUCUCACGGAAUCGAUGUGCUCUGUCCCAACAAGAAGAAGUGGUACGCCCAGUCCAUUCGCGAUCACCUCAUCUUCCUCGGUCUCGGGGAGUUCACUACCCACGAAAAACUCUACAGCAUUAAUCCUGCGGCUUUAGCUGCACUCCACUAUGAUUGGUUCGAGCAGGACACUUUCACACAUGUCGUGUUGACGGAAUAUUCUAAUGAUGACGCAACCCCGAACUGCAUGUACGUGAAGAAAAGCAGCUACAUGGAGUCAACUUUCAAUAAGAUGAUGGCCGAUCUGCAGAGAGAUUACGACAGGAAUAAACACAUCAGGGGAAAAAUUUACACUCCUGAGAUUGGUCUCAUUUGUGCCGCUCGUUCCUCAUCAAAGACAUGGUAUCGUGCAGUGGUAGUGGCAACUCCAGGCAAUCAAAACGUCGAAGUCCUCUACGUGGACUACGGCUUCACAGAGAUCAUCAAAUACAGCUCGCUACGUCAAUUGGAUACUCUGUACAUGAAGGCUGCCACCAGGGCAAUUAAAAUAUCCCUGAAGGACGUCGCCCCAGUGAAUGGAGUGUGGUCACCCCAAGCGAUGAUUCAGCUACGUGAAUGGAUGCAGGCUUGCGUUAAACUCGUUGCCUACGAGAAAAUCGAUGACUACUACACAGUAACAGUUGUCGACACCCUCAGCAACGAGAACCUGAAUGCACGACUCGUCAAGAUGGGGUUUGCUAAUAGUACAGGACCAGCAUCGAGACAACCAAAUGUCAGGAAGAUCCCCGAGCUAUUGCAUUCGCCAGAUUCCUAUGAUUCAACGACACUAAAACCUAGACGACAGAAGAGCAAGUGGAAGAGAUCAAAGAAACAUGAUGACCGUUUAUCAGAUGCCUCGAAAACCCCGACCAAGAAGCCGUUCACGAACAUUGUCCCCAAAAUCAGGGGCAUGAGGGAUGACGAUCCCUGGAAGGUCCAGGUGACGCCGCUGAGGGUCGUCUCACCAGACGAGAUCUACCUUUGUCCGUAUGUCAGCAGCAACAAGUACACAGAGAUGGACAAGUCCUUGCAGAAAUCGUACAGAAAAUUUAAAGCUAGCAAGGAUCGUGCUUGGAUAGUUGGCAACGUCUGCGUGAUAAAAUUGAAAACCUCGAACGUCUUCAGAAGGGCUGAGAUCAAGGAGAUAAAGUCUCCGGAGGAAGUCUUGGUGUACCUGCUGGACAUUGGUGAUUCUUUGCUGGUAUGUUUGGAGGACCUCCAGCCGCUGCUGGAAGAGUUCAACGAUAUACCUGCCAAUGUUAUCCAAGUGAAGCUGGGUGGGAUCAGUCCUCCUGGGGGAUCUACCCGUUGGCCGACUGCCUCCUGUGACAAGCUGAAAGAAAUUGUUGAGGCGAAUCUCGCCACAAGGUUCUUCAUCUCGAAGAUAUCUGAGGAUGACUCCCCUAUCAUUGUCGACUUCUUCCUGGAGGAGGUGAAAUGCUUUGGAGCUAUAGAACCUUCAGAACGACAGGUCAAUAUCAUCAAUCUAAAGCUCGUGGAGGCUGGACUGGCAUUGCCCAUACGGAACUUCAAUGACACAAAGCUCAAGAUCCUUGGGGUUGAUGUGGAGAAGUCGCUUGUUAUCGGGGAUAAAAAUCCUGUGGUCGAGGAGAUGGAUGACGGUAAGGAGACGACUGAUUGCGACACCGAUGAUUCAGGGACAAUCAGAGAUUACGAGUCUGAGGAGUUUGAUGUGCCCACUGAAGAGCCAAAUCUCUACUGCUCCUACAUACCCGAGGAUUCUCCAUCAUGGCCGCCUCCUGAAGACAUUCCUAAUGACGAGUUCAUUGGUCCAGCCACUUUUGUCGACUGGAAGGCUUUCGUGUACUUCGUCACUGCUGAGAACAACCUCAAACUCACUGAGAUUAAUCGUCAGAUGCAGGAGGUCUACCAGCAAGACAAGGUCGUCGAUGGAAUCAGUAACUGGAAAAUCGGGGACCUCUGCAUUGCUAAAAUGCAUGGCUUCAACACCUGGCACAGAGGACAGAUCAGGGGAAAGAAGAAUCACCACCUUGUCGUCUGUUUUAUCGAUUACGGAAAUAUUGAGUGGAUGAGCACAUCGGAGAUUCGAAAGAAGUUAAUGUUCGAGGAUGUCCCUAUUCUCGCCAGCAAGUGUAAUAUCCUUGGGAUGACACCGAAAAACUCUUUCAAAACCUGGACUAAACUGGAUCUCGACAAGAUGCACAAUAUCCUGGUAGGGAGAAAUUGGAGAGUGGAGAUUUUGCACAGAACGGCUCAACAUCUCGAUGUUGCAGUCAGCCAUCCCUCCCAUCCCCAUGAGCAUAUCGUCAGUAUCAUGAGCAAAUUCAUGCUCGAGGUGAGUCUGGAGACAGGUGAGAGCUCAGGGAGUGCAGAGCCUGAUGUCAUCGUUGAGAAGGUGCUGACAGCGGAUGAUCCUGAGGAGAUUCUCAUGUCUGAGAUUGAUCUUGAUGCUCAGUACGUGUCGGACAGCCCUGAAGACGUGUCAGCACCAUACGACGAACUACUCAGUAUUCAUACAGACAACCUCAUUAGGAAUUAUUACGACAAUUGUGUGGAGAUAUAUCCUGCCAUAAGGCUUACUGAUGACAUCGACAUGUUUUAUGGGGCUCUCGGUGAGGUCUCGAGAGAAAAGCCCACCAUUGUCUGGGUGCAUCCAGCAGCUACUCCUGGAUGUGAACGUCUCUCAAUCAUUUCUGAAAUAUACGGUAAACUCAUGAAAGAGAUCAAUAAGGAAGCAGAGGCGCAGCCAUUGCUGGAAGUGAUAGAGCCUGAUGUCCCCUGCUGUGCCAUUUACGAAAAUGAUCAGACCUGGUACAGAGGAAGGGUCAUAUCAGUUAUGAAUGACGGAGAGACCACCAUCGUUCAGGUGAAUUUUGUCGACUGGGGAAAUUCUGAGUGGAUCAAUUUCACUGAUCUCAGGGUACCUAAGGAGGAGUGGCUCAGGAUCCCUGCUACUGCUAUCAAGUGCUACCUUCAUGAGCUCCGGGUAGAGGAGGAUAAUUCGACAGCCAGGGAGUGGCUGAAGAAGUUUGGAACUUCUAAGAAUCAUCCAUUGACCAUCACCGUGGAAGCUAGGUACGAAGAUUGCCUCUGUGUGCAGCUGUAUGUUGAUAGAGAGUGCAAGAUGCUAUUGUAUCAGUCUCUCAUGGACAAGGGAAUGUUCAAGAAGGAUGUCAGGACAGCUCCGGAAGAAGAGUUUGUGUAACUGGGUAGGUAAACAGCACUGAGUCCGCUUUACUGAUUAAUAUUUCAGCUAUCGUAUGGACUCAGAGAGGGGUUUUUACAUUUAUGGUAGGUAAAAUAGAAAGAACAGCAUAUCCUGUUUCGAAUAGAGUAGGAUAAUCAAAUACUAGAAUGAUUUAGCCUUCAUGAAAAAUAUUCAUGAGUCAUUUAUUCAUAGUUAAGAGAUAAUAUCGAUACCAAAAUAUUUCUCGUCACCAGGUUUACCUACCUCUUUAUGUAACGUUGACGUUCUUAAAGAGGACGUCAUUAGAUUACAUUGUUUCUUUCAUUAGAAUUCUUAGUGAUAAUAAUAAGAAAAAGACUGCGGGCUUCCCGGAUAUUUAAAAGAAAAAACAUUUAAAGUUUCAAGUUUUUUUAUCAAGAAGAUUUAGAAAGAUAUAUGACAAUACCUACUUAUGGAACAAAAUAUUAGAAUACCAAAAUAAAGGUAUUGAUGAAAAAAAUAGAGCUUAUCCAAGAGCUGUGGUUUGUAAUAAUUUUAUUACUUUCAUGAUUAAACAGCAUUUGUCUUAUCAUUUUGAUUAUCUUAAAUUUAUAAUAAAAGUUUAAUAAAAAACUUGUCAUCACUCCACAAGUUACGAUACUCCGAAGAAUACAAGUUAUCGUCAAUAACUUUGUCAUUGAAAAUAUCAUUCUCAAUGGAAUAAUAUUUAAAUAUUGUUGAGGCUUAAACUUAUCUUUGGGUGCUUUUGGCAAUCUGCUCUUUCAACACCAGAAUGCUCUGUCGCUGUUCAGGGGGGAGCAUAGCAAUUUGCUCGUCCUUCAGCUGAAGCACUUGCAUUAUCAGUGCAGCCUAGAGUGUGAACCAAAAAAAUCAGGGAUCAGACAAUAAGGGUAUAAUGGCGAAAAUUAUUUUUUAUCAACCAUGAGUCGGUAGCUUUUCUUUUCUUUGCUCAUGGAGCUUGUACUCAGGGACAAUAAAGUGAAAUUCAUUGUUAUAAUGAUAAA